Schistosoma mattheei is the source of this 2811-nucleotide messenger RNA. Lineage: Eukaryota; Metazoa; Platyhelminthes; Trematoda; Strigeidida; Schistosomatidae. The record is from the annotation of a GenBank genome assembly.
AUGAUGAUGAUGAUGAUGAUGAUGAUGAUGAUGAUGAUGAUGAUGAUGAUGAUGAUGAUGAUGAUGAUGAUGAUGAUGAUGAUGAUGAUGAUGAUGAUGAUGAUGAUGAUGAUGAUGAUGAUGAUGAUGAUGAUGAUGAUGAUGAUGAUGAUGAUGAUGAUGAUGAUGAUGAUGAUGAUGAUGAUGAUGAUGAUGAUGAUGAUGAUGAUGAUGAUGAUGAUGAUGAUGAUGAUGAUGAUGAUGAUGAUGAUGAUGAUGAUGAUGAUGAUGAUGAUGAUGAUGAUGAUGAUGAUGAUGAUGAUGAUGAUGAUGAUGAUGAUGAUGAUGAUGAUGAUGAUGAUGAUGAUGAUGAUGAUGAUGAUGAUGAUGAUGAUGAUGAUGAUGAUGAUGAUGAUGAUGAUGAUGAUGAUGAUGAUGAUGAUGAUGAUGAUGAUGAUGAUGAUGAUGAUGAUGAUGAUGAUGAUGAUGAUGAUGAUGAUGAUGAUGAUGAUGAUGAUGAUGAUGAUGAUGAUGAUGAUGAUGAUGAUGAUGAUGAUGAUGAUGAUGAUGAUGAUGAUGAUGAUGAUGAUGAUGAUGAUGAUGAUGAUGAUGAUGAUGAUGAUGAUGAUGAUGAUGAUGAUGAUGAUGAUGAUGAUGAUGAUGAUGAUGAUGAUGAUGAUGAUGAUGAUGAUGAUGAUGAUGAUGAUGAUGAUGAUGAUGAUGAUGAUGAUGAUGAUGAUGAUGAUGAUGAUGAUGAUGAUGAUGAUGAUGAUGAUGAUGAUGAUGAUGAUGAUGAUGAUGAUGAUGAUGAUGAUGAUGAUGAUGAUGAUGAUGAUGAUGAUGAUGAUGAUGAUGAUGAUGAUGAUGAUGAUGAUGAUGAUGAUGAUGAUGAUGAUGAUGAUGAUGAUGAUGAUGAUGAUGAUGAUGAUGAUGAUGAUGAUGAUGAUGAUGAUGAUGAUGAUGAUGAUGAUGAUGAUGAUGAUGAUGAUGAUGAUGAUGAUGAUGAUGAUGAUGAUGAUGAUGAUGAUGAUGAUGAUGAUGAUGAUGAUGAUGAUGAUGAUGAUGAUGAUGAUGAUGAUGAUGAUGAUGAUGAUGAUGAUGAUGAUGAUGAUGAUGAUGAUGAUGAUGAUGAUGAUGAUGAUGAUGAUGAUGAUGAUGAUGAUGAUGAUGAUGAUGAUGAUGAUGAUGAUGAUGAUGAUGAUGAUGAUGAUGAUGAUGAUGAUGAUGAUGAUGAUGAUGAUGAUGAUGAUGAUGAUGAUGAUGAUGAUGAUGAUGAUGAUGAUGAUGAUGAUGAUGAUGAUGAUGAUGAUGAUGAUGAUGAUGAUGAUGAUGAUGAUGAUGAUGAUGAUGAUGAUGAUGAUGAUGAUGAUGAUGAUGAUGAUGAUGAUGAUGAUGAUGAUGAUGAUGAUGAUGAUGAUGAUGAUGAUGAUGAUGAUGAUGAUGAUGAUGAUGAUGAUGAUGAUGAUGAUGAUGAUGAUGAUGAUGAUGAUGAUGAUGAUGAUGAUGAUGAUGAUGAUGAUGAUGAUGAUGAUGAUGAUGAUGAUGAUGAUGAUGAUGAUGAUGAUGAUGAUGAUGAUGAUGAUGAUGAUGAUGAUGAUGAUGAUGAUGAUGAUGAUGAUGAUGAUGAUGAUGAUGAUGAUGAUGAUGAUGAUGAUGAUGAUGAUGAUGAUGAUGAUGAUGAUGAUGAUGAUGAUGAUGAUGAUGAUGAUGAUGAUGAUGAUGAUGAUGAUGAUGAUGAUGAUGAUGAUGAUGAUGAUGAUGAUGAUGAUGAUGAUGAUGAUGAUGAUGAUGAUGAUGAUGAUGAUGAUGAUGAUGAUGAUGAUGAUGAUGAUGAUGAUGAUGAUGAUGAUGAUGAUGAUGAUGAUGAUGAUGAUGAUGAUGAUGAUGAUGAUGAUGAUGAUGAUGAUGAUGAUGAUGAUGAUGAUGAUGAUGAUGAUGAUGAUGAUGAUGAUGAUGAUGAUGAUGAUGAUGAUGAUGAUGAUGAUGAUGAUGAUGAUGAUGAUGAUGAUGAUGAUGAUGAUGAUGAUGAUGAUGAUGAUGAUGAUGAUGAUGAUGAUGAUGAUGAUGAUGAUGAUGAUGAUGAUGAUGAUGAUGAUGAUGAUGAUGAUGAUGAUGAUGAUGAUGAUGAUGAUGAUGAUGAUGAUGAUGAUGAUGAUGAUGAUGAUGAUGAUGAUGAUGAUGAUGAUGAUGAUGAUGAUGAUGAUGAUGAUGAUGAUGAUGAUGAUGAUGAUGAUGAUGAUGAUGAUGAUGAUGAUGAUGAUGAUGAUGAUGAUGAUGAUGAUGAUGAUGAUGAUGAUGAUGAUGAUGAUGAUGAUGAUGAUGAUGAUGAUGAUGAUGAUGAUGAUGAUGAUGAUGAUGAUGAUGAUGAUGAUGAUGAUGAUGAUGAUGAUGAUGAUGAUGAUGAUGAUGAUGAUGAUGAUGAUGAUGAUGAUGAUGAUGAUGAUGAUGAUGAUGAUGAUGAUGAUGAUGAUGAUGAUGAUGAUGAUGAUGAUGAUGAUGAUGAUGAUGAUGAUGAUGAUGAUGAUGAUGAUGAUGAUGAUGAUGAUGAUGAUGAUGAUGAUGAUGAUGAUGAUGAUGAUGAUGAUGAUGAUGAUGAUGAUGAUGAUGAUGAUGAUGAUGAUGAUGAUGAUGAUGAUGAUGAUGAUGAUGAUGAUGAUGAUGAUGAUGAUGAUGAUGAUGAUGAUGAUGAUGAUGAUGAUGAUGAUGAUGAUGAUGAUGAUGAUGAUGAUGAUGAUGAUGAUGAUGAUGAUGAUGAUGAUGAUGAUGAUGAUGAUGAUGAUGAUGAUGAUGAUGAUGAUGAUGAUGAUGAUGAUGAUGAUGAUGAUGAUAUGA